This is a messenger RNA of Micropterus salmoides (largemouth bass), 2603 nucleotides long. RefSeq names its product putative GPI-anchored protein pfl2. The transcript has 5 exons. The record is from RefSeq and is a predicted model, not a curated record. The coding region runs from base 165 to 2603 and encodes 812 amino acids. Lineage: Eukaryota; Metazoa; Chordata; Actinopteri; Centrarchiformes; Centrarchidae.
CAAACCUCGCUCAAUGACAAGCCUUUACUUCGACAUGUUGAUUCGAGAGGAUAAAGUGUCUGAAGCCUUUUUAGUGUCAGCUUGAACCAUUUAUUGAACAAUUGCUGUGAAUUUAACAAUAUUGCUACACAGUUGGACAGUUGAAGGAGUUUGACACAGGGAGGAUGGAGCCUCUCAGAUUCCUUCUCCUAUUAGCAGGACUAGUGGGAACAGCUACAACCAAUGUCACAACAGUGCAAACAACCUCACUGCCAGUAAACACGACUUCAGAGCCUCUCGACCUGACCGCAGAGACACUCUACAUGACAACAGAGCCAUUUAAUACGACAGCAGAGCUACUCGAUACGGCAGAGCCACUCGACACGACCGCAGAGCCGCUCGACACGACCUCAGAGCCAUUUAAUACGACCACAGAGCCACUCGACACGACCUCAGAGCAAUUUAAUACGACCACAGAGCCACUCGACACGACCGCAGAGCCACUCGACACGACCACAGAGCCACUCGACACGACCUCAGAGCCACUCGACAUGACCUCAGAGCAAUUUAAUACGACCACAGAGCUACUCGAUACGACAGAGCCACUUGACACGACCGCAGAGCCGCUCGACACGACCGCAGAGCCAUUUAAUACAACAGCAGAGCCACUCGACACGACCUCAGAGCAAUUUAAUAUGACUGCAGAGCCACUCGACACGACCUCAGAGCCACUCGACAUGACCUCAGAGCAAUUUAAUACGACCACAGAGCCACUCGACACGACCUCAGAGCAAUUUAAUACGACCACAGAGCCACUCGACACGACCUCAGAGCCACUCGACACGACCUCAGAGCUGCUCAACACAACCGCAGAGCCAUUUAAUACAACGGCAGAGCCACUCGACACGACCUCAGAGCAAUUUAAUACGACCACAGAGCCACUCGACACGACCUCAGAGCAAUUUAAUACGACCACAGAGCCACUCGACACGACCUCAGAGCCACUCGACACGACAACAGAGCCACUCGACACGACCUCAGAGCUGCUCAACACAACUGCAGAGCCAUUUAAUACAACGGCAGAGCCACUCGACACGACCUCAGAGCAAUUUAAUACGACCGCAGAGCCGCUCGACACGACCGCAGAGCCAUUUAAUACAACAGCAGAGCCACUCGACACGACCGCAGAGCCACUCGACACGACCGCAGAGCCGCUCGACACGACCGCAGAGCCGCUCGACACGACCGCAGAGCCACUCAACAUGACCGCAGAGCCACUCGACACGACCGCAGAGCUAUUUAAUACAACAGCAGAGCCACUCAACACGACCGCAGAGCCACUCAACACGACCGCAGAGCCACUUGACACGACCAUAGAGCCACUCGACACAACCGCAGUGACACUCAACACGACCGCAGAGCCAUUUAAUACAACAGCAGAGCCACUCGACACAACCGCAGUGACACUCAACACCACCGCAGAGCCAUUUAAUACAACAGCAGAGCCACUUGACACAACCGCAGUGACAAUCAACGCGACCGCAGAGCCAUUUAAUACAACAGCAGAGCCACUCGACACAACCGCAGUGACACUCAACACGACCGCAGAGCCAUUUAAUACAACAGCAGAGCCACUCAACACGACCGCAGAGCCGCUCAACACGACCACAGAGCCACUCAACACGACCGCAGAGCCACUCGACACGACCAUAGAGCCACUCGACACAACCGCAGUGACACUCAACACGACCGCAGAGCCAUUUAAUACAACAGCAGAGCCACUCGACACGACCGCAGUGACACUCAACACGACCGCAGAGCCAUUUAAUACAACAGCAGAGCCACUCGACACAACCGCAGUGACAAUCAACGCGACCGCAGAGCCAUUUAAUACAACAGCAGAGCCACUCGACACAACCGCAGUGACACUCAACACCACCGCAGAGCCAUUUAAUACAACAGCAGAGCCACUCGACACAACCGCAGUGACAAUCAACACGACUGCAGAGCCAUUUAAUACAACAGCAGAGCCACUCGACACAACCGCAGUGACACUCAACACAACAUCAGCGCCACUUAACACGACCUUAGCACCAGUGAACACGACCUUGCUCCCAGUGAACACAACCUCACAACCAUUCAACACAAUCUCUGUGCCAGAGCCAUUUAAUACAACAGCAGAGCCACACGACACAACCGCAGUGACAAUCAACACGACCGCAGAGCCAUUUAAUACAACAGCAGAGCCAUUCGACACAACCGCAGUGACACUCAACACGACCGCAGAGCCAUUUAAUACAACAGCAGAGACACUCGACACAACCGCAGUGACACUCAACACGACCACAGAGCCACUUAACACGACAACAGAGCCACUCGACACAACCGCAGUGACAAUCAACACGACCGCAGAGCCAUUUAAUACAACAGCAGAGCCACUCGACACAACCGCAGUGACACUCAACACGACCGCAGAGCCACUUAAUACAACAGCAGAGCCACUCGACACAACCGCAGUGACACUCAACACGACCGCAGAGCCAUUCAACACAACCGCAGAGCCACUCGACACAACCGCAAGCCAUUUAAUACAACAGCAGAGCCACUCGACACAACCGCAGUGA